Molecule: messenger RNA, 3268 nt
Organism: Alligator sinensis (Chinese alligator)
Lineage: Eukaryota; Metazoa; Chordata; Crocodylia; Alligatoridae
Product: calcium uptake protein 1, mitochondrial-like
Exons: 8
Coding region: 122-886 (254 amino acids)
Biological process (GO): mitochondrial calcium ion homeostasis; calcium import into the mitochondrion
Cellular component (GO): uniplex complex
Molecular function (GO): calcium ion binding
Source: RefSeq, a predicted model, not a curated record
GGAAGGGUGGGGCAGUAGCGGCGGCGGGGGCGUGGUCUGUCUGUCAGCCGAGCCCGUCGUCUCGGUAGCCAGUGGAGGAGGCGGCGCGCCGGGGCCUGGGGGCGGCAGCCUGGGACGCAGGAUGUUACGCCUUCGACUUAUUCCUGCAGUAGCGGGACUAACAGUGGUUUUGCGUCGUCAUCAUGGAAUGGCAUAUCACACCAGGAGCAGGCACAGACUUAUGUUUGCAGCUUUUAUAGGAACCACUGCAGCAACAGCAAGUGCUGGACUGUUGUGGAAGAGGGUCCAUGCAGAAGUGCCAUCAUCUGUAAAACACAAUUCAAGGACAGACCCUAAAGAGAAAGAGAAGGACCAGGAGGAAGAGGAGAGCAGUGAGGUUGAUGGAAGGCAGGCAGUUGAAUCAAGUGGUGAAAAGGCUCAGCCAGAAGGGAAGAAGAAGAAACGUUCUGGAUUUAGGGACCGCAAGGUGAUGGAAUAUGAGAAUAGGAUCCGGGCCUACUCCACUCCAGACAAAAUCUUCAGAUACUUUGCCACUUUGAAAGUAAUAAAUGAACAUGGAGAUUCAGAGGUGUUUAUGACGCCACAAGAUUUUGUGAGAUCCAUAACUCCUAAUGAAAAACAGCCAGAACAUCUCGGCCUUGAUCAAUUUAUUCUGAAGCGUUAUGAUGGAAAGACAGAGAAGUUAUCCCAGGAACGAGAGAAGUUUGCUGAUGAAGACAGUAUAUUUUAUACCCUUGGAGAAUGUGGACUCAUCUCUUUUUCUGACUACAUCUUCCUUACUACUGUUCUUUCCAGGGUGGUUGCUGGUUGCCUUCCUUCCUCAAGUGCUGGAGUUGGUGGCUCUACUGGUUCUGUUGAUGCUGCGAGGAGUUCAUAUCUGUUGUGAAGUUCCAGGGGGGUGGUGACCCUGGCACCGCAUGUCUUGGGGCCGGAGAUGACCUUCAUCCAAGCGACCCCUUGCUGGACUUUGCAGUAGCUACUCCUGUCCACCCUCGUCCUGCCUGCCAUCCGUGUUCUUCCCUCAUCGUUCUUCUGAUGAAGGUUUUGGAAGUGGGUGUCGAUCUCCUCUUCACCAUCCCUGAUGGUACGCAGCCUCUGCACUGCAGCCUGGAGCUCCCUUAUCUGGCACCCCAGAGACUCUAUUGUAGACCAUACACCACAAGGGGAGGUGUCAUUGCUCCUGUUCCUAAGUGCCUGCAUAUGAGCCAGGCAGCGCGCACAGCUGGAAACCAGGGCUCUGUCUGAGUAGAGGCUGGAACCAUGGGCUUCAUCUGGGUGGAGGCCUCAGUGGUACCAAAGGGGGAGGCUCCAGCUGAAGUGGGGCGGGAACUUUAGAGUGCAAUUGCACAGGUAAUAGUCUGGACUACUGCUGUGCCGACCCUUCUCAAGAUCACCACCUAGAGCCUUAUGCCCCUCCUUCUUGCUCUCCUGCAUGAACUCCCGUGCUAACUCAUAUGCCAGAGUCCAGAGCACAACUAUUUGCGUAGUUCCCUGGUGGGGUUGGGCUAAUGGGGGAGAACAUAACCCUCCUCAGCUGCCUCCCACCACUGAUUCUGCCAAGCCACCGCAGUCCCUGCUUACCUCCUGGCUCCAUGCUGUGGGGUCGGGGUCCUCCAGAGGGUCUGCCAGGAGUCUUUAGCUCUGGGGGAGGGGGUGUGACAGCCUUCCACCUGUGUGUCUCGGUUGAGAACCGGUCUGAACUGGGUUAUGGUGGGUGGGGUGGGAGGGAGAAAGAGAGAGAGAGACAUGGGGUUGGGCUGCUGGCUCCAUCGCGUGUGGCUCUUGCUGACUGCAUGCAAGCCUCAUGCAAUGCAGCCAGCUAAACCCUGUGCCCAGGCUCCAUGCUUCUUCUGCCCCACCCUGGGUCCUCACUGGCCCUAGGGCACCAGCACAGGCUCUGUGUCCACCCACUGCCACCACUCUCCUGCCAUUUUCCCGAUAUUUUUCUUUUUCUUUCCUUCCUCCCGCAUGCCAGCCUGCCACUACUGCUGCCACUGCUGGCAUUCCCCCCACUGCAGCCACUCCCUGUGGGCUGCCCCCCAUGGUUUCUCCCACCACUGCUGCUUUUCAUGGCCCCUUCGGCACUGUCCCUGCUGCUCCCCCCACCACCACCACUGCUUUCCAUGGCCCCCUCUGCCACUCCCUCCACUGCUACCCCUGCCGUUUUGGCUUCCCUUCACCCCCCUCCACCUGCCACUUCCCACUCUGGCUCCAGCCCAGCCCCACCAGCACCAUGCAGCUUCCAUCUGCUGGGUGGAUCACAGCGAAUUUUUUUUUCUCCUCCCCCUCCCUCUGUCCCACCUUAUUUAUGUUUCCAGUUGGACAGAGGGAGGGCAUGCAACAGCCCCAAGUUUGCCAAGCCAGAAGCUGCAGAGGUUUCUGGUUGGGAGCUGGAGGCAGGAGGAGGGAUGGGGGUGGGGAAGACCCAGCAGGCCUUGCUGCUCAGCAGCUGGGUCCUUCUGCUGGCUUCCUGUGGGUCCUGCUGCCACUGGUGCCUGUCAUCUUUGACAGACAACUGGGGCAGAUAAAAUUAAUUUUCUAAAACUUUUUAGGGUCCCCGCAAGCUGGAUAGAAUGGCCUGCCAGGCUGGAUCUGGACUGCGGGCCAUAUUUUGCCCAUCCCUGAUCUAUAUAUUUUCCAGACCACCUACUUCGGUACAGUAUGGUGCCUUUUGUUCAAAGGAGAAAAUAAGUGGCAUGGCAAACACUUCUAGCUUUCAGGUCUUCUCUUCAAUUUAAAAAUAGUAAAAUCUAACACUUGAUUGAUCACCAACAGGCUUUAUAAUGAACAGUUUACAUAAAGGGAUAGAAUUUCUUCUCAAGCUUAUUUUUGAUCCUUUAGAUCAGUGGUUCGCAACCUUUUUAUACUCAAGGCACCCCUUUGUAACUUUGUGAAUGUAAUGGGACUCCAUUUCAAUUUUACUGAUUUUUUUUUUUUUUAAACAGGAAAUAAUAAUGACGCAAUUCUCCUGUUGCAAAAUACUUGAAAAGACUACAGCGAGUCAGGAUGUUUUUGAUGAUAUGGAUUCUUAUUUGAGAUCUUUGGAUUUAUGUUGUGAAUCACAUGGAGGUAUUUGCACCUUUAAGAGAAGGCUGGAUGAACACGUCGCUGGGGUCGUUUGACCCCAGUACUCUUUCCUACCAUGGUAGGGGGUCGGACUUGAUGAUCUGCUCAGGUCCCUUCCGACCCUACCAACUAUGAAACUAUAGUAUUAAUAGUGUGGCAUCCUGCAAUACCUUCAACAGAUCCCAUAGCACCUCAGGGUGCC